Coregonus sp. 'balchen' is the source of this 6993-nucleotide messenger RNA. Lineage: Eukaryota; Metazoa; Chordata; Actinopteri; Salmoniformes; Salmonidae. The record is from the annotation of a GenBank genome assembly.
GUACACGGUCACAUAGUGUAUGUCACACCACAGAGAGAGGGGCGCUUGGAAACCAACUGUACAGUAGUACAACGAGAGAGAGAGAGAGAGAGAGAGAGGUGCUUGGAAACCAGCUGUGCAGUAAUACGACUAGAAAGACAACAGUAGUACAGUAUUAGAAUACAGUCUGAGAGAAACAGGCCCUCAGGCACAGAAACAUCCCAAAAGCAAGGAACCAAGGAGAGAGAGAGAAGGACGGAGGAAAUUAAAAGAAGAGAAGUCCUACAGUUGGUUCCUCUCAGACACCAGGUGAGGAGUGAAGCCAGGUUGCCAGAUUGUGGAGAGGUAUCCUUCCUCCCUGUACAGCAUCUCUCCAAAUCUCCCACUGGUCUCUCUUGGUGUAGCUGGAUCCUAGCCCACCAACAUGGCAACCCUGAAGGAGAAGAGGACGUGUGGCCAGCGGUGUGAGGACUUCGGUCGCUUCGUGUGGAACUCAGACACUGGGACCAUGUUCGGAAGAACACCUGAGAAAUGGGGUAUGUACUGCAGAGCGGGAAAGGUGUGUAUCAUGUGAUUGUGUGGUGUGUGGUUGUGUGGUUGUGUGUGUGUGUCUGUGUUGGGAAAUAAGCUGUUGUUGGUUUGUUGGAGUACAUGCAAUAUUCACACUUUGUUGAAACACUCAUCUAGACUGGCUACAUGAGCUUAAUGCACAAGAGACCCAAGUGUACAGAGCUCCCACCUGACUUUGCUGUGUCCUUUGGAUAUCAGUGUGUGUAGUGUUAUUUCAGUGUGUGUAGUGUUAUUUCAGUGUGUGGACAUUAGAUUGAAGAGAUAGCAGUUUGACUGGUAAGCUUGUUGGUUUGUGAGGGGAGACUUCUGCCUCUGACCUCUGGACGAUCUCACAUUGAGAUAAUCCACAGCUCUCCCCCAUAGAGGGCACCUUGACCAACAGGCCACAGCAGUCAUACAGACACAUUGGACAUUCAAUUGGAAAUACAGGUUUAAGUUACCAACUGCAACCGGACCACAGACAACCCAAGAGAUGGCAGACUCCUUACCAACCCCUAUAACCAUCGUUGUUGAAUGCAGCCAGGCAAGAGAAGUUGGCUAAAGCAGGAACAGACUGGUACAAACUGACUCUCUCUCUCUCUUUCCCUCCCUUUCACUCUCUAUGUCCCCUCUCUCUCUCUGUUGCUCUCUCUCUCUUUCCCUCUGUCCCCUCUCUCUCCCUCUGUCCCUCUGUCCUCCUCUCUCUCUCUCUUCUCUCUCUCUCCUCUCUUCUGUAGUGUACAUCAGUUUGUACUAUGUAGCAUUCUAUGUGAUAAUGACUGGCCUGUUCUCUCUGGCCAUCUGGACUCUGAUGUACACCCUGGACCCCUACACUCCAGACUACCAGGACCGCUUAACAUCACCAGGUAACAGAUGAAAAAUAAUGGCAUCCUACUAUUCCCUAUAUAGUGCACUACAUUUCACCAGGGCCCAUAGAUUCAGCCCAUUUGUAAAAAUGGCCCUUCACUGUUUACUGCUCCCUGAAAAAGUCCAUGUUGUCCCUUGCAUCCUUCACCCUCCCCCCUCUCUCUCCCCCCCACUCUCCCCCUCCUCUCCCCACCACUCUCUCCCUCCCACUCUCUCCCCCUCCCCCUCUCCUCCUCCCACUCCUCUCCCCACUCUCCCCUCCCACUCUCUCUCUCUACUCCCCUCUCCCCACCACUCUCCAUCUCCUCUCUCCCACUCUCUCUCUCUCUCCUCUCCAUCCCCCUCCUCCCUCUCCCUCCUCCCCCUCCCCCUCUGUAGUGUAUGCAGUAUGUGACCAUAUCUGGGAUGGUGUUGGCUAACCUCUCGUCUGUGUGCAGAUGUGACCAUUCUGUGGUGUUGUGAACCUCUAGGGGUGUGUGGGUGUUGUAGGGUGAGGUCCUUGCCGCCUACAAUACAUUGAGUAGAUGUAGUACUCAGUCCCAUGUCUGAUAAAGCCAGCCAGAGGAAGAUGUCCAACUGCCUCAGCAACUUCCUCAAACGUCAGUGUCCAAGAUGAGACCCUAUGUAGUGGACUACUUUUGGCCAGAGCUGAGGGUGCCAUCACAUUUCAGACUUUAUCAGUCAUUUACCUCAAACCAACCAACUACAUGUGCUAGUCAAUGCUUUGACUUCCCUGCAUCACAAAUAAUUUAAUCCCUUCCAUUUUCCCUCUCACCUUCUCCUCCCUCUCCCAUCUAUCACCCCGCAUCUUCUCCUUCCCUCACUCUCUCCCAUCUAUCAACCCUCUCUCUUCCUCACUUCUCCCAUCUAUCACCCUCUCUCCUUCCCUCACUCUCCCUCUCCCCAUCCAUCACCCUCUCACCAUCUAUCACCCCCUCUCUCUCCUUCCCUUCCCUCACUCUACAUCUCCACAUCUAUCAACCCUCUCUCCUCCUCCACUCUCCCCCUCUAUCACCAUCUCUCCUUCCCCUCACUCUCCCAUCUAUCACCCUCUCUCCUUCCCUCCCUCUCCCUAUCUAUCACCCUCUCUCCUUCCCUCCCUCUCCCAUCUAUCACCCUCUCUCCUUCCCUCCCUCUCCCCAUCUAUCACCCUCUCUCCUUCCCUCACUCUCCCUCUCCCCAUCUAUCUCCCUCUCCCCAUCUAUCACCCUCUCUCCUUCCCUCCCUCUCCCCAUCUAUCACCCCUCUCCUUCCCUCACUCUCUCUCCCCGUCUAUCACCCUCUCUCUCCUCUCUCUCCUUCCCCUCACUCUCCAUCUAUCACCCUCUCUCCUUCCCUCACUCUCCCCUCUAUCACCCUCUCUCCUUCCCUCACUCUCCCCAUCUAUCACCCUCUCUCCUUCCCUCACUCUCCCCAUCUAUCACCCCCUCUCCUUCCCUCCCUCUCUCUCGGUCUGACUCCUCUCUCAGCCUACAAUGACACGUCUCAACAGUCUAACUGUAACUGCACCCGGGGAGAGUACUUCAAACAGGAGAAGUUUGAGGCGCCACACCACACCAAGUACUCCUGCCGCUUCACCCAGAGCAUGCUGGGACGCUGCUCCGGCCUGGACGACCCCAUGUUCGGCUACAACGGCACCAUGCCCUGCGUCAUCAUUAAGAUGAACAGGGUGCGUUCACAAUCACAAACCAGCUGGAAAUAUAACAUUACCUUAUGUUAUGCACAUGACAUUUACAACACGUGGGGAUGUUAUAACACGUGUUACUUAGUUAUAACACAUAUUAUAAUACAUUUAUAACACGUUAGGAAAUUGCGCUGAUAUACAUUAUGUUGUUUCUAACCCAGAUCAUCAACUUCCUGCCCAACAACGGGACUGGUAUGGCUCCUCAUCUGAACUGCACUAUACUGGUGAGUAUAAACCAAGAUGGCUACUCAACACCAAAGCCAUAUAUUUAUAUAUAAAUACAUCUGUGGCUCUGCUCAACAUGGCUGCCCAGGAAGACAGUUUCUCAGAACGUUCAAUCUAGUCUGCCAACAGUAUUUGAUGGAUGGUUGGUGUGUGUGCGCAGAGUGGCCAUGCUAACAUAGACAUGAUCGAGUACUUCCCCCCCAACGGAACCUUCGACCUAUCCUACUUCCCAUACUACGGCAAGCUGGCUCAGGUAACCACGACAACACUGUUUUCUUAUAUCUAUGGAACUAAUAUCAUUUUUUGGGAAACUCCAAUGCAUGGUGUAUUCAUUAGUCGAAAUCUGUUGCAAAACGUUUUGCGAUGUAAUCCAUUUAUCGUUUACUAACGAAUCUAACGGAAGCAAAAAGAGCAACACGGAACAAAACCCGGAAGGAUCUACCUGCAUUUGUCCAAUACAAACUCUCAUUUUCGUAGCAAAACAUUUUCAGUUUGGAGUAAAUGAUUUCCGUUCCCAACAAAAAUCAGACUAAUGGAUACACAUCUUUGCCAUGAUUGUUAAAAACAGGCUUUGUAGCAGGUGGUCCCUAUAUCCAACUCUAUGUAUAAACAUAAUUGGUAUGAACCAUGAACCCCCCUCUCGCUCCCUCCACAGCCCACCUACGUUAACCCUCUCGUCUCCCUCCACAGCCCACCUACGUUAACCCUCUCCGUCUCCCUCCACAGCCCACCUAGUCGUUAACCCUCUCCGUCUCCCUCCACAGCCCACCUACGUUAACCCUCUCCGUCUCCCUCCACAGCCCACCUACGUUAACCCUCUCCGUCUCCCUCCACAUGCCCACCUCGUUAAACCCUCUAGUGCUCUGAUUCUCGUGCAAGCAGAGCAGAGCGUUAGACCCUCUCUUUGUGGUCUCACAACAGUCCCUACUUAAACUCCCUUCUCCCUCAACAGUCCUCCUGAGGAAGCUCGUCUCCUGCUGAAGCCCAUCCUAUAAACCUUCUGUCACUGCCAAGCCUCUUUAACCACUCUCUGUUCCUACACGAGGUAGACCAUAGAUUGGAUAUGCUGUUCCCAGACUCUUAGCUUGUCUUGACAACUGAGCCACAAUUAGGGCUUAACCUCUUUUAAGUAGUCUGCGGGAAGAGCGCAAUUAAUAUCUUCCCAAUUUCUUCUUCCUCAACAAGUACUUCCUUAAACCAUAGAAAGUCCCACCUGGUUUGAGCCGUCUAUCCAAGUCUAUGAUCCCAACCAUCUCUGUCCGAACAGUGGUUGUUUUGCUUCAUUUUAGCAAUCUCUUUUACAAAGCUUCUAGGAAGAGUACGUAAUUUAUGGGUAUUGAGUGAUGCUUGUAUAACCAAGACAUUCUGUAUGCUUUGUUCACUCAUUGUAUCAUAAUGAAACCAUCAAUAUUAUUAAAAUCCAUAAAGACAAUAACAAUGUUCAAACAUCCUCUAUAUUUUAUUCUCUAUAAUUUCCAAACUCAUUAGAUAACAAAAAGAAAAAAGGUACGGUAUUACGGAGUCGACAUAUUUGUUCAGUUUUACAAAAGUUCAUUGGGGGUCUUUGUAGUGGACUCCCGUUUUGCCUUUUGACAAAAUCCUGAAGAAGUCUUGAGCUUGUUUCAACCCUAUGAAUGGCUCCAUCCUCCCAAAAAGUUAUGUUCGUUGAUCAUACGCAGCUACUUCAUUCCUCUGGGUGUCGUUCAUUUAGAAACAUUUUGGUACGUUUUGUCUCAAUGGGCUGCCUGCCAGCCAGGCAGAGAACCACUUCUGAUUUAUAACAACGUUCUCUUGAAUCCAAUUCUGAGGUCACCUUGCUUUGAGAUGGGAUGAGUGGCCUUGUCUCCUCUAGCGUCACACACAGGGACAUUUGGCCUCUACUGUCUGUAGGUAUUCACAGCAACACACAGGGACAUCUGGCCUCUACUGUCUGUAGGUAUUCACAGCAACACACAGGGACAUUUGGCCUCUACUGUCUGUAGGUAUUCACAGCAACACACAAGCACAGGGCCAAGUGACUGCCCAAAAACACACACUCACCAAUCUUGAAAAUAGCUGCCAGAAGGAAGUCACACACACAAAAUAAGAAAAUAUUACUACAAAUAAGCAAAGUACAAAACAUACACACACACACCCUCUCCCCUAGGAGAUGUAUAGGAAGUCAUUUCCACUGUCACGUCAACGACUGACACCACUACUGUUCAUAAUGUUAAAUACUGUAAUACAGCGACACAAGGCAGAUCUCAGAGGUUUCUGGAGGGAAUCUUUCCGUGGCCGUAUAUCAGUUCACUCAAGAACCAAAAAAACGAGUAUGGCAGGAGAAGGCUCCCAUUUCCUGUAACGGGGAGGCGGGCUGAAGAGGAGCGCGUUGUGGAGAUUACACUCUGAUAGAAACACAGGUUCAGAAGCAGAAAAAAAAUAAGUUAAUUCCCACAAAAUGCAUUAUACAGUCAGCGUCCUUGGCAGCAGAGACUACAUUUCCCAGAAGGCCAUUGCGUCGGUGCGCUCUGUGCAUUCUGAAGGCAGCUGAGGAAGGAGAAGCAGGGGCAGGAGCCUCCUCGUAGAUAGCUUGGUGGGGAGGAGGGAAGGCCUGAGAUGGAGCCGGAGGGAGGGAGAGAGACUUGUUCAUGGGAUAUGGGCUGCAUGCAUUCCAAAUGGCACUAGUCCCAAUACAGUGCACUACAUUUGUGCCAAUAUGGCUCUGGUCAAAGGUAGUUCAGCAUAUAGGGAGUCAUUUGGGACACACUUGGUUAAAUCAGACUGGUCUGGUAGAGUUGGUUGAGUGAGAACGAAGAACUACUGAUUUAAUCAUCGUCAUCGUAGUCCUCUUCAUCAUCCUCUUCCUCAUCUGCCAUGUAGGACACAGGGGUGUGGCCUCGCGAGCCGCUGUAGUGUGACUCGUUGGAAAUGGACGCCACUGUGCCAUCGGCGCCACUGAAUAUACAGCAGGAAACAGAAGGAAUUAGUUAGACCUUCCUGUUACAUCACUACCUGUCCAUUUAAAAGAGCUCAGAAAGAGCUCAGAGACCAUAGAGUUGGAUAGAGGGCACACUUGAAACAAAGCUUGUUUUAGCAUGGGCAGCGCCUCUGAAGGCUUUCACCCUCCAGAUAGGAGAUGAGCUCUCAAGUACAUUUCUAUGGAAGAGACUCACCUUGUGUGAUGGCGUCCUCCGUUUGUAGACGACGCUCCCGUGAUGUAGACGUUGCUUAUUGGGCCCGUGGCCAUUUCUGGAGGGGGGGGGGAGGGAACAGACACCAUUUAUAUAGCCUCCUUUACACACUCCCAGCCCAAGUAUAUCAGGGUGAAUAGGGUGCCAUUUGGGACGCAGUCCUACUGACCUGUAACAUAGGGCUCCAGGGCUCUGGGCACCAGGGUGCGGGCUUCCUUCAGGUCCUCUGGGGAACAGCAGCCCACCUCCAGUCCACAAGACAUCCCCAUCCUCUUCAACACCUCUACGUCAUCAUGGAUCUCAAACAUGUUGUCAAAGUUAAACAGGUACUCAAACCUGUAGGGUGGAGAGGGGGAGGGGAGGAGAGGGAUGGAGGCAGGAGAGGGAUGGAGGGAGGAGAGGGAUGGAGGGAGGAGAGGGAUGGAGGGAGGAGAGGGAUGUGAUGGAGGGGAGGGAUGGAGGGUGAGGGAGGGAGGGAGGGGAGGAGGGAGGAGAGGGUGGAGGGAGGAGCGGGAUGGA